UCCAAUCUUGCCGGAAGUGACGAAAGAGUCGACCGGCUCGGUGACUGCGGAGGGCGAGCUAACACCUGUGCGUGAGUGGGAGGCUGGUUGUGCAGUGUUGGUGGAACCUGAGAGGCCACGGGCGCCCCGCUGGGCUGGGGGCCGUUGCCACGAUGGGCCGCGAGUUUGGGAAUCUGACGCGGAUUCGGCAUGUGAUCACCUACAGCUUGUCACCUUUCGAGCAGCGCGCCUUGCCGCACGUUUUCAGUAAAGGAGUCCCCAACAUGCUGCGCCGCGUUCGGGAGUCUUUCUUUCGCAUGGUGCCGCAGUUUGUAGUGUUUUAUCUUAUCUACAAAUGGGGGAGUGAAGAGGUCGAGAAAUCCAAGAAGAAGAAUCCAGCUGCCUAUGAAAAUGACAAAUGAGCAAUGCAUCUGGAUGACGGUUCCCUGUCUCUGAAAGACCUUUUUCUGGAAGAGGAGUCUGCAUUGUAGUGUCUCAAAGACACAAUAAACUUCCUAUGGUCUGCCCUGUUGUGAUUUUA
This is a messenger RNA of Macaca mulatta (Rhesus monkey), 520 nucleotides long. It is a transcript of the gene UQCRQ, whose product is annotated as ubiquinol-cytochrome c reductase complex III subunit VII. The record is from RefSeq and is a predicted model, not a curated record. Gene Ontology annotation, cellular component: respiratory chain complex III. Lineage: Eukaryota; Metazoa; Chordata; Mammalia; Primates; Cercopithecidae. Gene Ontology annotation, biological process: mitochondrial electron transport, ubiquinol to cytochrome c.